This is a messenger RNA of Toxorhynchites rutilus septentrionalis, 1368 nucleotides long. RefSeq lists its product as uncharacterized. The record is from RefSeq and is a predicted model, not a curated record. The coding region runs from base 124 to 1050 and encodes 308 amino acids. The transcript has 2 exons. NCBI's taxonomy places the organism in Eukaryota, Metazoa, Arthropoda, Insecta, Diptera, Culicidae.
UACCUCGCACCGAAAGUUCGUCAGUCAUCUGUUUGCAUUCCGCCGACCAACAUCGGUACCAUCGCGAGUUCCAAAACUACAACCUAACGAGAUCAACCCAACCUGGGCAGUGAAAGUGUAAGGAUGAGAGGCUUCGUACUGUUGAGUUGCUGUUUGGCGCUGGCUUCUGCACGACCGGAAGCCGGAUAUUCAUACAGCCGUCCCUCGUCGGGCGGAGGUUCCCACGGGGGCUCGUUCUCGGGUGGACAUGGCGGCGGCGGCGGUGGCAGCAUCUCGUUCUCCGGUGGCCACGGAGGAGGCGGUGGCUUCUCCGGUGGACAUGGAGGCGGCUUUGGCGGUGGCAGCGGCGCAGGAUUCUCGUCCUUCGGCGGUAGCGGAUUCGGAGGUUCAUCAUCGUUCAGCUCGGGCGGUGGUAGCUUCGGAGGUGGCUUCGGAGGCGGUAGCUUCUCGGCUGGAGGCGGCGGCGGCGGCGGCGGUGGAUUCGGUGGUGGUGCCUCUGUCAUUCAGAAGCACAUCUACGUCCAUGUUCCACCACCAGAGCCAGAGGAGGUCCACAUCCAGCGACCAAUUCCGGUAGGACAGGCCCAGAAGCACUACAAGAUUAUCUUCAUUAAGGCCCCAUCCGCCCCAGCCUACCAGGCUCCAAUUAUCCCGCUCCAGCCACAGAACGAAGAGAAGACCCUGGUCUACGUGUUGGUCAAGAAGCCAGAGGAUCAGCAGGACAUCGUCAUCCCAGCACCGGCCCCAACUCAGCCCAGCAAGCCAGAGGUUUACUUCAUCAAGUACAAGACCCAGAAGGAGGGUGGCGGCAUUGGAGGUGGCAUUGGAGGUGGCAUUGGAGGAGGCAUUGGUGGAAUCAUUGGUGGAGGUCUUGGUGGUGGUACUGGUGGUGGUCAUGACGGUGGACUCGGAGGAGGACUUGGUGGUGGACUCGGAGGAAUUAUCGGUGGAAUCAGCGGAGGACACGGAGAUGACCUGAGCGGAGGACAUGGUGGAGCUACUGCCCCAGCUGCCCAAUACGGACCACCUGGCAAGUCCGGACCAUACUAAAGAAAAGAAAAACGGAACAUUGUGACCAUCGAAAAGAUUCCGGACCAUGGUAGCUAGUCGAAGAACAAAUGAGAAAGAAAAGAUUCCUGCGCGGUUGUUGACUUGCUGAAGUGCUUCCGGUUUCGUGGAAGAUGCGGGAACGCCAUCGUCCUGGGGAUCGGAACGCCAAGGCCUCUGUUGUACAUAGUUCCUUCCAAUGAGAAGAAAAAAUGAUUUUUCCUAGAAUGUAGGAAUUAAUUUAAUGAAUUUAUAUAAUUGUAAUUAUGUUAUAGAAGAAAAAAUGCAAUUAAAACGGUGACAAAUUUUAACAAAAACAAA